UGAGUGGUUAAAGCCAUGGACUACUAAUCCAUUGUGCUCUGCAUGUGUGGGUCCAAAUCCCAUCCUCAUUGACACAAGUGCUGCUUUGGCUUCAGGCUGCCACUGUUAAACUUUCCCAGCUGAUGAUUUAACUCUCUCCCUACAAUGACCAUGAAUAGCUUGGAAUCCAGCUUCCAGGAACCAAACAUUUAGCACCAUCUUUACUAUUCCUCACACAGAAGCCAAUCUGUCAGUCAUUCAUCCUUUCCGCCCAAUGGAGAGCCUUCUCACAAACAUCAGCUCCACCUCCACCACAGAGUCCCUCCUGCCUCUUUUCACCCCGAACCCGACUAACUGCACCAGCUGGGACCAGAGGUGGGGGGCGUCGAACCUGCACAGGCUGGCACACCUGGAUGUGCAGCUGUAUCAAGAUUUCUACGGUGUCUGGGUCACUCUGAUGGUGUGUAACAGCCUGAUGCUGGUUGUCGGUGUGGUCCUCAACAGUCUGGCUCUGUACGUGUUCUGUGGAGCCUCCAGUCACUCCUCAGCCUCGGUGGUUUACACCAUAAACCUGGCUGUAGCUGACCUGCUGGUGGCGCUGUCGCUGCCCGCUCGCAUCGCCCUCUACCACAGUGGAGGAAGCUGCAUUGCCUGUUCCUACGUCCACACUUUCAGCUAUUUCGUCAACAUGUACUGCAGCAUCCUGUUUCUGACCAGUAUCUGUAUAGAUCGAUACCUCGCUGUCGUCCAUGCAUCCAGCACCCUCCAUCGAUGGAGAACGACAGGAGCGGCCAAGUGUGUCAGUGCCACAGUGUGGCUUGUUGCAGUUGUGGUCACCUAUUCUUUUCAGACCACAGCGUUGGAGUUCAGCUCUUCCUGCAUGCUCAUCCCUGCCCUCUUCUACCUUACCAUCCUGGAGUUCCUGCUCCCCCUGCUGGCCGUGGUCGGUUUCACUCUUCGUGUCACCUGUUUCCUCUCCUCCAGUCAUGCACCGAUGCCCCAGCAGAGCCGGGCCAGGAGGACUCGUGCCAUCAGGCUCCUGGCCACCGUCCUGGUGGUCUUCACCGUCUGCUUCACCCCCUUCCAUGUCCGGCAGGUGCUGGUCUACCUCCGGAUCAGGGUCAGAGGGGAGGGGAUAGCGCAGGGGGCGGGGCAUGUGCUCGCCUAUCACAUCACAGUGACGCUGAGCAGCCUGAACAGCUGCCUGGAUCCAGUGGUUUACUGCUUUGUGACGGACAGCUUCAAGAGGAUGUGGAGGACGAGAUGGAGGGGAGGGAGGGAGGUGGACGGGGAGGCCGGGCAGAUGAGCGGGGGAGACGGGGACAGGAUUUCGGUGAAUAAAUGCUCAGGUACGGCGCUGGCCAUAGCUCACAGCGUGGUCACACUCACCCUCACCAGUACACCACUGUCUGCAGCCAACAGAGACCAGUCUGCAUAGGAAAGUUGACACCCCCCUCCAAGACCAACAAUGGAACAGUCCAGAGAGACACCUGAAGAGAAGGACUCGCCAAGAGUGAUGGAGAAACCCUGCAAAGAUUCAGCAAAAGAACACAAAAACAGAAAUAAGCAUUGCACGACUUAACAAAGCACUAAGAAACAAUUCUCAAACCGUCCCAGCACCCAUCUAUUUAUUACUCUGUGUACUCACUAAACCCACUUUUUUCCCCUCAUCUGUGUUUGGAUAUUGUUCUGUGACUCAUGAGAUGAACCACGUGGCAACCUCAGGGGCAGAAACUUAAAAUUAGUUCUGAUAUUGUCAAUAACUGCAGUUCCUCAAAUGGCCACUUGAGGCAACUGAAAAAGUGAGUGAAUCCCCAUAGACCCCCAUGUUAAAAUGCACAACUUCACAGCUAAAAUAAACGCUUUUACAGCCUGGCAUGAAAACAGCAUUAGUCUCUACAGCUAAUAUCCACAUUCAUGACAAUUGUACAGGGGAUGCAUUUUGAUAUAAUUCGACCAUUUAAAUUGCAUUAAGCUUUAAAGUUGUGCAUAAUGAAGGGCUUGUUUGCACGGAUCACCCCGGUUCCACUUAGGAGAUGUAAGAGCCACCACACUGAGCUUUAAAACUGCUCUGAAGAAACCUAUUUUGUUGAUAUCACAGAGGAUUCCUCCAUAUUUAUACACAGAGUCAGACAACAAAGGGGUGUUUUUGCUGUGAAACUGACUGCAGGAGAAAUCCCACGAUAGAUUAAACUAUGAUGCUGAAAACAGAAAGUCUUGAAUCACGCUGAAUGGUUGUUUUCUCACAUGCAGAAGGGAUUACUAUUAAAUCAUGCACUAAGUUCACAUUUGAUGUCUCGACUCUGAGCUUGUCACUCAGUUCAGCUCAAUUUUAUUUAUAUAGCGCCAAUUACAAUUCAAAUUGUCUCAAGACCCUUUACAAAACCCUUUAAGAAAACACCAAACUCAGUAUAACAGCUAGCGAAGAUAAUAACUUUGACUAUUUUUUUAAAAAUCACUUUAGGCUUUUGAAAUUGAAAACAAAACACAACAUUUCACACUAUUCAUAUGCAGCUAACCUGUAAAUAUAUAUUUAUACAUCUGUCCAAAUGCUGUAAAUAUACAGCUUCUUCUACCACUUGCAUACUGUUGUUUGACUGGAUUCUUUUCAGGCUAAAUUUUAGAAAACUCGAUCAUUCAGAAACCAUUUAGUAGAAGCUGAUGUGAUAUUUAAAGAACAUACAGAAUGUGAAAUUCUAAGUGCAUUUAAAGGGAGCUGGUGUGAGCAUUUACAAAGAAAAAGUGGGAGAGAAGUAAUGAAAAUAAAAAUGCUUGGUUUAAAAAAUGAUGAUGAAAACUGCAAAAACAUAAUUAUUAUUGAUAGCUGAUGUGUUUUUCUUUGAGUUUACAUGUUAAAUUCUGAUGAUUUGCUGUGAUAUUUAUUGUGAUUAUAUAAGUGUGUCUUUCUGCUCUCACCCCUGUUCGUUAUAAAUAAAAUAAAUUGGAGACUUGUCAUAAUGAGAUUCACAGAUGCAGGCAUU
Acanthochromis polyacanthus (spiny chromis) is the source of this 2960-nucleotide messenger RNA. Its product is annotated as G-protein coupled receptor 20. The record is from RefSeq and is a predicted model, not a curated record. Bases 254 to 1417 code for a protein of 387 amino acids. Lineage: Eukaryota; Metazoa; Chordata; Actinopteri; Pomacentridae. The transcript has 4 exons. Gene Ontology annotation, cellular component: membrane. Gene Ontology annotation, molecular function: G protein-coupled receptor activity. Gene Ontology annotation, biological process: positive regulation of Rho protein signal transduction; phospholipase C-activating G protein-coupled receptor signaling pathway.